GCCGGCUCCCGGCGGCCCCGUCACAUCCGCUGGCCGGAGCCCGGCGGGGAAGUUUCUUGGCGCUUGUUUCCCAGCCCAAACUCUUGGGCCCCGCCGCUGCGCGCGGAGCGCCCCCCGGGCUCUGGCGGGAGCAGCGCUGGGGCGCGUGCGAGGAGGAGCCGGGCGCCGGGUGCGAGAUGAAGCCGGGGCGUGGGAAGCCGGAGCCGCCCUGCCCCGUCUCCUCCUCCUUCUCCUUCCCGGCUGCUGCAGCCCCGCGGCCAGGCGGCCGCUCCCUCCUGCCUGAGCCGCCGAGCGUCCCGCUGCCGCCGGGAUGGGGACGCUGCCCGCGGCUCCCUGCCUCCUGCUGCUCCUGGCUGGCGCUGCCGGGCUGGGCCGGGCCCGCUUCUCCUUCCCCCUGCGGGUGUCUCCGCCGGCCCGCCCAGGCAACGGCUCCGGGAGCAGCCGCCAGCUGGCCCCCCCCGGCGAGGCGGACGGCUUGGCCUUAGCCUCGGAGCCCGGGGCCGCCGUCAGCUUCUUGGCCAUGGUGGAGAACCUGCAGGGAGACUCCGGCCGGGGCUACUACCUGGAGAUGCUGAUCGGGACCCCGCCGCAGAAGUUAAAUAUUCUGGUUGACACUGGAAGCAGUAAUUUUGCAGUCGCAGGUGCUCCAAACCCUGAUGUAACAUUGUACUUCAAUACAAAGGAGUCAAGUACAUAUAAGUCACAAGGCACUGAUGUCACUGUUCGGUAUACUCAAGGAAGUUGGACUGGAGUGCUUGGCACUGAUGUCAUUACUGUUCCAAAGGGAAUCAAUGGCACCUACACUGUCAACAUUGCUACCAUUCUGGACUCGGAGAAUUUCUUUUUACCGGGGGUUAAAUGGCAUGGGAUCCUUGGACUUGCCUAUGAUGCCUUAGCCAAGCCGUCAAGUUCUGUGGAGACAUUCUUUGAUUCCCUUGUGAGUCAAGCAGAGAUUCCCAACGUUUUCUCCCUGCAGAUGUGUGGAGCUGGAAGGCCUGUUUCUGGAAGUGGUACCAACGGAGGUAGUCUUAUCAUGGGUGGAAUUGAACCAAGUUUGUACAACGGUGAUAUCUGGUACACACCUAUAAAGGAGGAAUGGUAUUACCAGAUUGAAAUUCUCAGACUGGAAGUUGGAGGCCAGAACCUUAACCUGGAUUGCAGAGAGUAUAAUGCAGACAAAGCAAUAGUGGACAGUGGUACCACUCUCCUUCGCCUGCCCCAGAAAGUCUUCAAUGCUGUGGUCGAAGCAAUUGUGCACACAUCUUUGAUCCAAACAUUCUCCUCUGGAUUCUGGACUGGUUCCCAGCUUGCAUGCUGGGAUAAAACCAAAACACCAUUUUCCUUAUUUCCUAAACUUUCUAUCUACCUGAGAGAUGAAAACUCUAGCAGAUCAUUUCGGAUCACUAUCCUACCACAGCUUUAUAUUCAACCCAUCCUUGGGAUUGGACAGAAUUUAGAAUGCUACCGGUUUGGCAUCUCUUCCUCCACCAGUGCCCUGGUUAUUGGUGCUACAGUUAUGGAGGGCUUCUACGUUAUCUUCGACAGGGCUCAGAAGAGAGUGGGCUUUGCAGUUAGUCCAUGCGCAGAAGUUGGUGGCUCUCCAGUAUCUGAGAUUGAAGGCCCUUUCACAACAUCAGAUAUAGCAAGCAACUGUGUCUCCAAAAUGAGCUUUCACGAACCGAUGCUGUGGAUUAUCUCCUAUGCUCUCAUGAGUUUAUGUGGAAUCAUCCUCCUUGUCUUGAUAAUCUUACUGCUGCUUCCACCUCGCUGUCAGCGUUGCUUCACUGACAAUGAUGUAGUCAAUGACGAGUCAUCGUUAGUGCGUCAUAGAUGGAAAUGAGGAACUUGAUCAAAGUUAAAGAACCUCGGAUUCUCUUAACACAAUUAAGGAUAAAGUUUCCAACCAUGGAGAGAAAGCCAAGGCCUUGUUUCGUAUACAUUAAUCUCAAAUCACUGUUCUACUGCUGGAUACUCUGCAGGCAUAUUGCAUCAUAACUUUUACGCUUUAUUUUCUAAUACUGAUUCUGACCAAAACAUUAUAACCUUACUCAAGUGCUACCUUACUGGUUCUGCUCCUCAAUAGCACAGCUGAACCUUUAAGAUCUUAGUAGUACUUUUAAAAACAACAAAAAAACAUUGUGAUGUUCUUCCAUCAGAUGCACAAUGUUAUUCAUCCCUUCCUCACAAGAAGAAAAGAACUGUCAAGUUUCUAAUCUUAAUCAAGCCUUGAAAGAAAAAAGAUCAUAAGUUUUAUUGAUUUUUCUUAUUAAUCAGAUUAAAGAAAUACUAUUUUCUGUUUACAGCAA
Molecule: messenger RNA, 2306 nt
Organism: Dermochelys coriacea (leatherback sea turtle)
Lineage: Eukaryota; Metazoa; Chordata; Testudines; Dermochelyidae
Gene: BACE2
Product: beta-secretase 2
Biological process (GO): amyloid-beta metabolic process; membrane protein ectodomain proteolysis
Cellular component (GO): endosome; trans-Golgi network; membrane
Molecular function (GO): aspartic-type endopeptidase activity
Source: RefSeq, a predicted model, not a curated record